AUGUCCAAGUUCAGUACCGAGUCAUCCUCUGAAUUUGAGGCAAUCGGCGGAGCGAUAAGCAGUUGGACGCAAGAGGCAUAUGACAUCAUCGGAGGCAGAUGGUCGCAGGAACUGAAAGAUUGGAACGGGUGGACACAGCAGAACAUUGAUGAGAUGCGAAUAGUGUCACAGAUGCUGUUAAGAAUGGCCUCCGGCAUCGCCACCCCACCCCGUGCUUCGAGAAGGCAGCAUAUACCGACUGAUGAUCACCGAACCCAAAAUCUCCCACUCGAAGUAACCGGGCCUUCAGGUGAGCCCGGGGAAAUCCAGGCUUAUCAAGGAUCAGUCGAGAAUCCAGCCCCAGCCCCCGGUUCUACCAUGGAACUCGACAACCCGGCGUAUCAUCAGAGGAAUCUUCGAGUCUUGGACCAAAGCAUCUCUAAGAGCGUCUCGGUCGACCUUCUCACGUCGCACCAACACGGCAUUGGCAAGGGAAACGGGACGCCUACAAGGCUUCGUAUCUGCGUGCUUCAUGGGCUCCCGGGGAUCGGAAAGACGAACACUGCCAUCGAGUUUGCCUAUCGUUACAGAAAACACUUCACCCACAUCUUCUGGGUCUCCUCCGACACCGAGGACAAGUUUGAGCAUGACCUAUGCGACGUCAAGUGGCUGCUAGUUCUCGACAACAUGGAUGAAGCUCGGAUUCUGAACCCGCUAUGGGUCGAUCUUCAUCAAGGUUCCAUCAUAAUUACAAGUAGGGGCCAGGUGUCGUCCCUACAUCGGCUGGACUGUGUGGAGCGACACUUUCAACUGAACGAACUGUCUCCAGAGGAGGGCACGCAGCUCACCCAGAAGCUACUGAACGGUCGCAUCGAGGGACUAGACCCUCACGCAGCUGCAGACCUGGCCAAGAGGUCCCAGUACUACCCUCUCUUGAUAGAGCAGGUGACAUCCUUCAUAGGAUGCUCAUACUCGACAAUGGCUGAAUUCACCGAGGAAGUCGGGAGAGGCUCAACGGAUCGUGAUCUGCAGCACAUCCACCUCGACAACCCGUGGAGCUCGGGAAGUGUGUUAGAUGCCAUCGCGUCUCACAUGCACACUCUAGGCUCGAAUAACCCUAUGGCAGUCGAGAUCCUAGCAACCAUUGCCUUUUUCGAUCCAGAUUCGAUCCCCGAAGGGAUGCUCUAUUAUCCCAGCGGACCUGUCCCGAUUCUAUCCAGCACCAUCAGCAUCAAGAGUCUGCUCGGGGAGCUUUCUCGGCGAUCCUUCAUCGCGCGACUCCCUGCCUCCGAGGGCCGUGGGGCGAGUAUCAACAUGCAUCGGCUCGUACGCGACAUCGUCAUGCAUUCCACAGUGCCUUUACAGAGGCCUUUCGAAUACGCAGUCGCACUCUUGAGGCAGUCGUUCCCGCUUCAAGGCAUGGCACGGGAUCACAUGGUCGAGCAUUGGGGCCGCUGCGAGAUCUUCCAGCCCCACGUCCUCUCGCUCCAUUGCCACUACCUGGAAUCUCAAGCUCACAGAGACGGAGAGAAGGUCCUCCGACCCAGUUCCGAUUUUGUCGACCUGAUAUACUCCUGCGCAUGUACCCUCGCCUCGGGCUUGGGCGGUUCACGACUGCACGACUCGGAGAAGUUUUUUCUAAACAGAUGUGUGCCCAGGUAUCUGUGCGAGCGUGGCCAGUUCAACCUCGGUAAAAGCCUCGUCUCCAGCAUCUGCGAUGACUGCGGCAAGCUUUACGGGACAAUCCAUGCAGCUCCCAAGACACUCCUGGCAGACAUAUACACGGUACAGCUGUUCUAUCAUAAUGAGGUCAGACACGGUAUGAAUCUGGUGGAGCUCGCAAAAAAAGCACUGUCUCUUCGAGAGAGUGCAGUGUCGGAAGACCUGAUGAAGAAGUAUCAUCCCAACCGCGCAAACGGUUUCAUGAAUGUAGGCGUCAUCCUAGCAGCCGAAAGCCCCCGGGAUGCCAUCUUAUACCAUAAGAAGGCCCUGGAAAUCCGUCUCGGAUCUGAAGAGUUCGCGUCGGAGCAGACCCUUGGGUUGGCCCUGAACUACCUCAAUAUCGGCCGAUGCUGGUGGAUAGUCGGGGAACUUGAGGAGGCUGCCGGCUGUCUGAAUGAGUCUGUCGCGCUCUUCCGUCAACGAGAGAGUGUGGCCGGGAAAAGGUUUUCUCUUUCCGCCAUGUCUUUACAAUCCUUAGGGGUCGUACGCGCGGAUCAGGGGGACUUGAACUCUUCUCUGGAUCUCUUGUCCGAGAGUCUCAAGCUGUACAUCGCCACCCUCGGUGGCCGUCAUCUGAAGACUCUGAGCUGCUGCUAUCGUUUUGGAUGGCUGUGGAAACUGCUCCGCCAGUUCGACCUAGCAGAGAAGCAUCUGCAGGAUUGUAUAGACUUGUAUACAAGCAUGAUGGAAGGUGAGAACCCGCCAAGGGCCGAGCUCGCUCGCAGCAUGUAUCAACUUUCAAGAGUGCUCGAGGAAAAGAACGGCUUCGACUCACGAUGCGCUGAACUGCGCGAGGACUCAUGCAAGCUCCUGGAAGAAGUGCUUUCAAAACAGGGGAACAAGUCGUCGGCUAGAGUGGAAUUCACCGAAGCCGACUUUGAUGACGCGAUACUGUAUUUCUAUCGCUAA
Molecule: messenger RNA, 2610 nt
Organism: Geosmithia morbida
Lineage: Eukaryota; Fungi; Ascomycota; Sordariomycetes; Hypocreales; Bionectriaceae
Product: TPR protein
Exons: 7
Coding region: 1-2610 (869 amino acids)
Molecular function (GO): protein binding
Source: RefSeq, a predicted model, not a curated record